GCGGGGGCUGAGCGGGGGCCUCUCGGAUCGGAGUCCUGCCGAGAGAGACACGGGGGGGUGGUUAAUGAGCCCCCUCGCCCCGCUGUCCCUCCCGGAGGGCUGCACGAAGGCAGAACAGCCGCGGAGCUCCGGAGCAGCCUGUGCUGGGGCUGACAUCCUCCCUCCUCCGGGCAGAUGAACUUCUAAGGGCUCCUCCUAGCCCCACAUGGCUCCGCGGCUUGCCCGCAGGGUCCCGCUCCACUGAGAACCCGAGCCAGCGAUCUGCCCCGGCCAGCCAGCGGGCUCCGCUCCUCCUCGGCGGGCAGUUGGGAAGGAAGCCGGCUGGAUACCACCAUGGGCCUCUCCUGGGGCUUCUUCAUUGGGCUGCUUCUAGCCUGUGCAUCUGGCAAGAAGCUAUGGGACGUGCCUGUGUCUCAGGCUCAGCAGCACAGCACUGGAAAACUGCUCUGGGAGCCACAGUGCCAGUACCAACUGCGCCACCUACAGGACAGCGCUAGAAUUUCAGCUCUUCUGCCUCCCCGGCUGGAAGGUCACUGGAUUUCUACAGGCUGUGAGGUACGUCCGGGACCGGAGUUUCUCACCAGAUCCUACCUGUUUUACUACAACCGCUUGUUCAAGGCUUAUCAGUUCUACUACUGGGACCCCUCCUGCCACAAUCCGUCCUAUUCCUUGGUCAUCAAAGGCAAGCUCAGGCUGCGCCAGGCCUCCUGGAUCACCCGAGGGGCAACUGAGGCAGACUACCACCUGCACAAAGUGGGUAUUGUUUUCCACAGCCAGAAGGCCAUGCAGGAGAUUUCUGCCCGGAUCAAUCAGACGUCAGGAGGGGACUGCAGUGGAUUCUUUCCACCUGGACGGUCCUGGGCUCCCGGAGUCCUCUACGAGGUGCUGAGUGCCAAGGAGGGGCGAGAUUGCACCACAGCCCUGGGCUUUGCCAUGCAUGAACUCAGCCUGGUGCGGGUGGAGAAGCAUUACGAGCCCCCACUGCAAACUCAGCCGAACGGCAGCAGGACGGUGGAGGAGCUGUACCUAGGGGACAUUCACACCAAGUGGUCUGAGAGACUCCAUUAUCGACCAACAGGGUAUCAACGCCCUUUGCAGAGUGCUGUGCAUCAUGUGCAUCCUUGCCCUGCUUGUGGGAUUAUAUACAGAUCUGAUGAGCACCAUCCACCUAUACUACCAGCUAAAGCCGAGCUGCCGAUGCAGUUAAGUGGCAGGUGGGUGAGUGCUCACUGUGAAAUCCGGCCAGCUGUGCUUUUUCUUACCAGGUACUUCAUAUUUCAUGGCACCAAUCGCACCUGGGAAGGGUACUAUUAUCACUACUCUGACCCACUCUGCAAGCAGCCUACUUUUACCAUCUAUGCAUCUGGGCACUACACCAAGGGUGUCCCAUCCUUUAUAGUGAGAGGAGGCACAGAGCUGGCAUUUAAAGUGACCCAUGCUCGGGUUACAGCAAUAGAUCAGGUAACAGUGACCAUGCUAAACUCCUCAGAGCCAGGGACCUGCGGGGAGACAGGCUUCUGGAGUGCCGGGCUGGAGCAGGAUAUAACGCUGACCAAUGGGUGUCUGGCUUUGGGCAUCAAGCUGCCCCACACAGAAUAUGAACUCUUUAAAAUGGAGCAAGACAUGAAAGAUCGCAGCUUGCUGUUCAUUGGCGAAAGGCCCACAGACGGAUCCAGCCCUGACAGACCGGAGAAGCGGCCCACCUCAUACCAGGCACCACUUAUUCAGUGUGUCGGGGCUACCGGCGUCUUUUCUAAACACAUCAGUCCACGCUACCUGGGAAAAGAGGAUAAUAAUGGGAAUGAAGCACUAAAACCUUUGCCUAUGGCAUUUUUAUCAUCACUUAUGGCAAUGCAGUUUUUAAGAUGGGACUAGAUGACUCCAGCUGUGCAGCACAGAAUUCAGACACUGGGUGCUAAGACAAUUUUAUAUCCUCUUUAGAUAAGCACAUCUGGAAUCAGCUUUGCUUAGAUUCUGUACACAUUAAAAAAAAUGGACAAAGCAAGAGGUUUUCCCUGCAUAACAUGCCUGAUUAUGCAUGAUGUGUACUAUGCGUAUACUUCCUAACUGACCUUCAUUAGGCAUAAAUCUAAUGUAGUGACAUGGAUCCAUUGCACAUUGUCAGAUAAUUUAGCAAUACAAAAAAGACGUGUUAAAUUAGAACUGCUGAUUCUAGCUUUCAGCAUUGCUAGGAUGUAACUGAGGGCUCUAUUCACACAAAAGUCAAAUUACCAAAGCAUUGAGGGCUCAGUCUCUCUGAAACUGAUUUCCCCCCUACUUCCGUAAGUUCAGGUAGCUGGCUUUGGCUCAGUCACAGAAACUCAUACCCCACACACCCUCUGUCAAUCUCUCUUCCUUGAAUUCAGGAAGGGCUCUUCGUGGCAGGCUUGAUGCCAUCCUUGCAACCUACAAUUUGCAAACUCUACUUUCUUCUUGUGUGUAUGUGUGUGUUAGCUUUCCCAGGCUCUGGGCUGUGAUGGUCCUAGUCCACUUCUGUUCAUAAGCUAACAAUGGGUGAGAUACAAGUGACCCUGCCCCCUCCCCACUUUUUUGUUACUACUUUGCCCCUGUCAUAUUACACUGACUUCAUAAGGGUUGGAUUCACUCUGUUCCACCUCUCUGUGUUAUCACUUAGCCCAAAUGUUCUGAGACAUAACCAGAUGAUUUAUGACUGGAGCACUCACCAGGUCGGACACACACAUAGGUGCAAAAAAACACUAUACCAACCCUGUGUUACCUCUGCCUCCACUUUGGCACAAUCCUGCGUGUGUUUGUUGGCACAUUCCCUGAACAAGGGUCAUCAAUCCAACUCUGGAUUAGAUCUCAAACAUAAAAAUACCACACAAGUGCAAGGAUAACAUCUGAUAAACUUGACUCAGGUAAAUUAAAUGUGAGGGGUGCAGACGAGAGACUAUAAUCAGACACCACAGUCAAGUCCUGGCACCAAAAAUUAUUAGGGGUCUGGAGCACAUGAGUUAUGAGAAGCUUAGAGACUGGGAUUAUUUAGUCUGCAGAAGAGACGAGUGAGGGGGGUUUGAUAGCUGCUUUCAACUACCUGAAAGGGGGUUCCAAAGAGGAUGGAUCUAGACUGUUCUCAGUGUUACCAGAUGACAGAACAAGGAGUAAUGGUCUCAAAUUGCAGUGUGGGAGAUUUUUUCCUAAUAUCUAAACACUUUUUCACUAAGAGGGUGGUGAAGCACUGGAAUGGGUUAUCUAGAGAGGUAUCACCUUCCUUAGAGGUUUUUAAGGUCAGGCUUGACAAAGCCCUGGCUGGGAUGAUUUAGUUGGGGAUUGGUUCUGCUUUGAGCAGGGGGUUAGACUAGAUGAGCUCCUGAAGUCCCUUCCAACCCUGAUAUUCUAUGAAUUUCUGCCUACAAAGCGAGCAAGGUAUGGAAUUAUACUCCCUAGCCUACUGCAGCUAAGAGGACACUUAAGUUGAAGACACCUUGUGAUAGUUAAAUCCUCUUCACCUAAUCCUACAUAUUUGAUCUGAAAAGGAUAUUUUUUAACCAAACUAUGCAAUAGCUACACUUAAUGCUGUAUGUACAAAACUGAAGCUGUACUUAGGGCUUGUUUACACAGGGCUAUCCAGGAAAAUGAAUCCUAAUUAACAAAGUAUAUCUGAAGUGGAUUAAUUAAACCCCACUGUGAACAUCCGCAUUCAGAAUUAAAUUGGCUUUAAUAUGUUUAGUUUAAUUCACUUCCAAAAUGAAUUAAGAUAAAUCACAUUAAAACCACUUUAAUUCUGAACAACAGCAUCCACACAAGGAUUUACUACUACUAAACUAAUCCAUUUAAAAUUCACACCUUUAGAUAAUUUUUUUCUGGUUGACCUCUGGUAGACAACCCCAUGGACAAUUUCUGGGUUUUUAACACAUACACAUUUAAUAAGAUUCUCAUCUAACAGUGAUACAAAUGAUUUUCAGCAUGUUAUCACAUACCUGCCACAGAAAAUAUCAUAUACAUAAAUACCUUUGAAAAUGCUUUCUCUGUUUGAAGAUUACUGGGUUUUCAUGCCUGCUAUGUACAAGUAUCCAAGGUCAAAUGCAUAUGUUUAAAAAGGAACUGUGUGAGCUACAGUGCAAUGAC
Molecule: messenger RNA, 4089 nt
Organism: Gopherus flavomarginatus (Mexican gopher tortoise)
Lineage: Eukaryota; Metazoa; Chordata; Testudines; Testudinidae
Gene: APCDD1L
Product: APC down-regulated 1 like
Exons: 4
Coding region: 334-1875 (513 amino acids)
Biological process (GO): negative regulation of Wnt signaling pathway
Cellular component (GO): plasma membrane
Molecular function (GO): Wnt-protein binding
Source: RefSeq, a predicted model, not a curated record